GACGCUCGGUAGCUAAGCUAGCUGAGGAGAAAGCGGCGCGGCGCGGCGCCGGGAGGUGGGUUCUCGGCCAGCGCGACGGGCGGAGAUAAAUGUUCUUGAUGCAAGCAGAACCGGAAUGAUCUGGUCAUUUACCAAAACUCACUGAAGCAAACCCUUGUGAUAACUCCGGACAGUGUACCAUCCCAGGUGGAAAGGGUAUGGGAUGGCAAACAGGCUAGCAGAGAAGCCUCGGACAGAUCGCUGGUGGAUUUAGCUGCUCUUCGCCCCCUCCUGGCAGCCCCGGGCCUCCUCCUGGGCACGCCCUGCGCUAUGGACUCCCUGGGCUACAACUGCUUUGUGGACAGAGAUAAGAUGGACGCCACCAUCCAGGACCUGGGGCCCAAGGAGCUGAGCUGCACCGAGCUGCAGGAGCUGAAGCAGCUGGCGCGCCAGGGCUACUGGGCCCGCAGCUACACCCUGCGGGGGAAGGUGUACCAGCGCCUGAUCCGGGACAUCCCCUGCCGCACGGUCACACCAGAUGCCAGUGUGUACAGUGACAUCGUCGGCAAGAUCGUGGGCAAGCACAGCAGUGGUAGCUUGCCCUUGCCCGAGUUUGUGGACAACACGCAGGUGCCCAGCUACUGCCUGAACACACGGGGCGAGGGCGCCGUGCGUAAGAUCCUGCUGUGCAUCGCCAACCAGUUCCCUGAUGUCUCCUUCUGCCCCGCGCUGCCUGCGGUCGUGGCCUUGCUGCUCCACUACAGCAUUGACGAGGCCGAGUGCUUCGAGAAGGCCUGCCGCAUCCUGGCCUGCAACGACCCCAGCAAGAAGCUAAUCGACCAGAGCUUCCUGGCCUUCGAGUCUUCCUGCAUGACGUUCGGGGACCUGGUGAACAAGUACUGCCAGGCAGCCCACAAGCUGAUGGUGGCCGUUUCAGAGGACGUCCUGCAGGUCUAUGCGGACUGGCAGCGCUGGCUGUUUGGGGAGCUGCCCCUCAACUACUUUGCUCGCGUCUUUGACGUCUUCCUGGUGGAAGGUUACAAGGUGCUGUACCGCGUGGCGCUGGCAAUCCUCAAAUUCUUCCACAAGGUGAGAGCUGGGCAGCCACUGGAGUCAGACAACGUGAAGCAGGACAUCCGCACCUUUGUCAAGGACAUCGCCAAGACUGUGUCUCCCGAGAAGCUUCUGGAGAAAGCGUUUGCCAUCCGCCUCUUUUCUCGGAAGGAGAUUCAGCUCCUGCAGAUGGCCAACGAGAAAGCUCUGAAGCAGAAGGGCAUCACCGUCAAGCAGAAGAGGCAGUUUGUGCACCUGGCUGUUCACGCGGAGAACUUCCACUCAGAGAUCGUCGGCGUGAAGGAGAUGAGAGACAUCUGGUCAUGGGUCCCUGAGCGGUUUGCCCUCUGCCAGCCCCUCUUGCUCUUCUCCUCACUGCAGCACGGGUACAGCCUGACCAGGUUCUAUUUCCAGUGUGAAGGACACGAGCCCACCCUCCUGCUCAUCAAGACCACGCAAAAGGAGGUAUGUGGAGCUUACCUGUCAACAGACUGGAGCGAGAGAAACAAGUUUGGAGGCAAGCUGGGCUUCUUUGGUACCGGAGAAUGCUUCGUGUUUAGGCUGCAGCCCGAGGUCCAGCGCUACGAGUGGGUGGUCAUCAAACAUCCGGAGCUGACCAAGCCUGUGUCCUUGGAGUCUACCACCAUUCUGUCCUCGCCCUGCCGCUCUUUGUCCUCAGACCCUGCUGACCGCCUCUCGCCAUUCCUGGCUGCUCGACACUUCAACCUGCCCUCCAAGACGGAGUCCUUGUUCAUGGCCGGGGGCAACGACUGCCUCAUCAUAGGUGGAGGGGGCGGCCAGGCGCUCUACAUCGACGGGGACCUGAACCGGGGCCGCACGGGCCACUGCGACACUUUCAACAACCAGCCCCUCUGCUCUGAGAACUUCCUCAUCGCUGCCGUGGAGGCCUGGGGCUUCCAAGACCCUGACACCCAGUGAUAGGCGUGAGCUAACGAGCCUGAUGCUUCUGCUGGGCCUCAGUGUGCAGUCAUGCCUAAAGAGGCCGCCCAGGGAGGGGCCUUCCGUGACUGACCUCAAACCAGCCAACAUUUCCAGGGGCCUGCCUGGAGAAGCCUGGACCCCUGGAACCUUUUUCAGCCCUCCUCUCCAGCUCGGGCCCUCCUUAGCUCCCCUCCAGUCCUUGCGGCGACCGCAUUUCGCUGCAGUGACGUGGCCCAGGAUCCUGUCCAGACCCCUCAGCACGGCGUGCUGGCCUUGUCCAGCCCUACCCAUCUCACCUUCAUUGUGCUCCACACGCCCUCCCCAGCUCCCUGCCCCCGAGGCACCUUCCUGACGCACCCCUCUGCAUGGUACGAGUUCUCCCUCUGUGUCUCUCAGGGCUGUGUGAGCCCUGCAGGGAGUGGCCCUCCCACCCCAUGACCUCCCUCAGCUGGUCCUGAGGGCCUGGGCACACCCCUGAGGAAAGAGAGGAGAAGCGGACACCCAAGGGGCUGUGCCAAGGCCAUGGCAGCCUGGGCCACAGAUGCCAGGGGGUCCUGCCUCUCCAUGUCCCCACAUGCCACGCCUCUGUCCUCCACACCUUGCUUGCUCUUCCUGUGGGGUGCUCAUCCUCCCCUGCCCACCUACUCAGAUCCCCCCGAGCCAGGCCGAAGUGAUACAGAAGGAAGGACCGGGAACCCUGUGUGGCUUUGGGCAAGCUAGUGAACCUGUCUGGAACUGUUUCCCCAACUGUAAAAUGGGGCCAGUCAUCCUGCUGUGCUGUCCCCACAGGACUGCUGAGAGGCUCUGAGGGGCCAGUGUGAAUCCCUGUAGAAGGGAGAGGUGUUGGGAGGUGGUGUCACAGCUUACUCCCCCCUCACCAGACCCUGCAGCCCUCGCUGCCCCCUGUCUUCGAGCCCCCACAGCCCUCACCUGUACUUUGGUGUUCAUUAAACACGGUCUCGUUACAUGAA
Balaenoptera musculus (blue whale) is the source of this 2945-nucleotide messenger RNA. RefSeq names its product TBC1 domain family member 24 (gene TBC1D24). The record is from RefSeq and is a predicted model, not a curated record. The coding region runs from base 310 to 1971 and encodes 553 amino acids. Lineage: Eukaryota; Metazoa; Chordata; Mammalia; Artiodactyla; Balaenopteridae. The transcript has 9 exons.